Molecule: messenger RNA, 1938 nt
Organism: Closterium sp. Yama58-4
Lineage: Eukaryota; Viridiplantae; Streptophyta; Zygnematophyceae; Desmidiales; Closteriaceae
Source: the annotation of a GenBank genome assembly
AUGCAGCGUGCGCUCAUUCGGCGCGCAAUGGAGCGCUCGCAAGCGACAAUGGAUCACGUGGCGCAGCUGAAGGCGGAAAACGCGGGCGAAAGCUCCCUCACGGACGCGGCAGUGACUGACUGCAUUCACCAGAUAUCCAUGGCGCUCGACAACCUUGAGGAUUCUCUGAUUGCCGUCACCGCCGCAAUCAACGGUUCAGAUUCCACUCCGGAAAACCGGCGCCCUAUGUUCCCGGCCGAAAUGACGGUUUCCGUUAACGACGUGCCGUACCUGCUGACGUCAGCUCGAGCCAACAUCGACGGCUGCGUGGAGGGGCUGCAGGAAUUUGCGCCUGAUGCGCUGGACACGGAGCCGGGAGUGCGACUCCAGGGGGAGGUCACGCUCAUUACAGUCACAGUCACCGCAGCCCACGCGUUCGUCCCUUCCGCAAGCGACGGGCUUUGGGGGGACGACGAGCUUUCCGCCUCCGCAGGCGGGAAUUUUUCCGCCGAUGAUUUCGCCGAUGCUUACGAGUACGAUUACGCCUCACCCCCACGCCGCCGGAUGACGACGGAAACGGACCAAUCAGGCGGAAGCGACGCGCCUGGGUGGGUAGCCCCGGGAAUUUUUGAGCACCUGAAGAGGAUUCAGGCGGCGCAAAUGGGGGGGGGUACCUCUGGAGGCGCGCGGAGACUUCUCGGCGUGGAUGUUGCGGGUGUGGAUUACGCUUAUGGCGGGGAUGCGGGUGAUUCUCACGAAGCUGGUAACCCUGUUCGGAGGGCGCUUCAGACUUCGGGUUCAGGUUCGGUUUCCAAGAGCGUCGGCAAGAAGAGCCAGGGCGGGCAUCACGGCGGGACAGGCGGGCAACACGGCGGGACGGGCGGCCAUCACGUAGGGACGGGCGGGAAGAACGGCGGGAAGAACGGCGGGAAGAACGGCGGGAAACCGGGCGUGAAACCGGGCGUGAAGCCGGGCGUGAAUAUGGGAGGCCUUUUGGAUACUGGGGACUUCAAGGCCGACUACAGCAGCUUGCUGCCGUCCCAGGUGGAUGCGAUCGUCGCGAAGGACGGCUCCGGCACCCACAAGACGCUCAAGGCUGCAAUUGCCGCCGCACCAAUGAAAGGCACGUUCGUUAUUUUCAUCAAGGCGGGAGUGUACGACGAGCAGGUUAUCUUCGACAACAAGGGGAUUGUCCUUGUCGGCGAAGGAAUCGGCAACACUAUCAUCACUGGCAAGAAGAGUGUGAAUGGCGGAUCAACCACCUACAACUCUGCUACCAUUGGCGCCAACAAGGGCAUGCUGACAGCACUCGGAAUAACCGUCCGCAACACAGCCGGGCCGGCGGGCGAGCAGGCAGUGGCGCUGCGUUCUAAGGACCUCUCAGCCUUCUUUGAGUGCGAGUUCGACGGCGCGCAAGACACGCUCUACCCGCACAGCGGCCGGCAGUACUUCCGCGACUGCAAAGUCGGCGGCACUGUUGACUUCAUUUUCGGCAAAUCCGCGGCUGUUUUCGACCGCCCGCAAAUCAGGCUUCAUCCGGACGAUCCGGUGAUUAUCACCGCACCGCAGAACGACCCCAAGUAUCCGGAUCCCAAAGGGAUUAUUAUCCGAAACGCGGUGAUCUCUUCAGACGCGGGCGUGGGAAAGGCGUAUCUGGGAAGGCCGUGGACCAACACGGGGACUUCCAUUUUCAUCAACUGCUUCCUUCCCAAGGAGAUCCAGCCCGACGGGUGGCUCACGUGGGACGCCGACACAGUGACGCAGGCCAAGAUUAACGGCGUGUUCUUCGCUGAGUUUCAGAGCACCGGGCCCGGAGCGCGCAUGCCACGUGCCAGCUGGGUGUCGCCGCAGCGGAUCAGCAACCCCGCGAAAUACACGGCAGAGGCUUUCCUCGGAUGGACGAGCUCUGGCUGGGCUGGGGUAGGGCAAGAACCUGACGUUGACAGCAGCGGGAAGUGA